Striga hermonthica is the source of this 2022-nucleotide messenger RNA. NCBI's taxonomy places the organism in Eukaryota, Viridiplantae, Streptophyta, Magnoliopsida, Lamiales, Orobanchaceae. The record is from the annotation of a GenBank genome assembly.
AUGACGAUGAUGAUUAUAAGGCUCAUAAUAAAAUUAAGGGUCUCUUCUUCCAUUACUCUUUUCCUCCUCCUCCUCCUCCUCCUCCUCCUCCUCGAUGCCACGUCAUCCACAAUUGUCAUCCACAACAACUGCCCGUACACCGUAUGGGCAGCCGCGGUCCCCGGUGGAGGCCGGCGCCUCGACUCCGGGCAGAAUUGGAUCUUGAACGUUUCAACCAGCACAAACGGCCUACUGUGGGCCCGGACCGGCUGCUCCUUCAAUGCGUCGGGCCAAGGGCGUUGCCAGACUGGCGACUGCGGCGGGCAGCUAGAGUGUGAUGUCCCCGGCGCAGCCCCCAACACACUAGCCGAAUAUGGGCUCGGCCAGUUGAGCCAGGAUUAUUUCUACAUAUCUGUGAUGGAUGGGUUUAACGUCCCCUUGGAAUUCAGUCCCACCACCCCUAAUCACAAUUGUUCGACUUACGGUGUAGGACUUAGGUGUGAUGCGGAUAUCAACGGCCAGUGUCCGAGCGAGCUGCGUGCUCCUGGUGGCAGCCCCUGCACAGUUUUCAACACAGAGGAGUAUUGUUGUUCUAAUGCAACGACAACCAAUUGUGGGCCGACGACAUAUUCCAUGUUUUUCAAGCGAAGGUGUCCAGAUGCUUACACUUAUCCUAGGGAAGAUCCCAUAAGCAACUUCUCUUGCGCUUCAGGCAUCAGCAACACUUACCGCCUGCGCUUCUGCCCCUCCCAACCUCUCCUUACCCGCCCAGCUAUGCCUCCUACGCAAAUUAGUCCUUCCUAUCCUCCUGAAAGUGAAAGUGGCCGUGGCGGUGGCGGUGGGGGUCUUCUUGGUGGUGGUGGUGGUGGCUCAUCAAAAGUCGAUAUCGGACGACUAGUGGGCAUCAUAAUGGGUGCAGUUACUGUUGUGAGUGUGUUGAUUAUCGUUACCAUAAUCUGUUGCAUUAGAAGAAGACGUUUACGAGGCCAUCACAACCUAAAUGUUGAAACAUUUCUACUCCAGCAUGGAUCUCUGGCUCUCAAGCGCUAUAAAUACAGUGAAAUCAAGAAAAUGACCAAAUCCUUGAGCGAGAAGCUAGGACAAGGAGGAUACGGCAGCGUGUACAAAGGAAAGCUACCCGAUGGCUUCCUUGUUGCAGUCAAGGUUUUGACCGAUACAAAUAGCAACGGAGAGGAGUUUAUUAAUGAAGUCGCCAGCAUCAGCAGGACCUCCCACGUCAACAUCGUCAAUCUCUUGGGUUUUUGCUUCGACACACAAAAUAGUACUUUGGUGUACGAGUACAUGCCUAACAAAUCUCUUGAUAAGUACAUUGCUGAUGGAUCACUCGACCGCUUGGAUAUCGAAACACUUUAUAAAAUUGCACUUGGAGUAGCCAAAGGACUUGAGUAUCUGCACACGGGCUGCAACACCAGGAUUGUUCAUUUCGACAUCAAGCCUCAGAACAUUCUUCUCGACCAAGACUUUUGUCCCAAAAUCUCCGACUUUGGGCUGGCUAAAUUGUGCAAGAAGAAACAGAGUUUGGUGUCGGUGCUUGGGACAAGAGGCACGCCAGGGUACAUUGCUCCGGAAGUCUUCUCCAGAAAUUUCGGAGGAGUUUCGCAUAAAUCGGAUGUUUAUAGCUACGGGAUGAUGGUUCUUGAGAUGGCUGGAGCAAACGCUCUCAUCGUGGGCCAAUCCGAUAACACCCAGUCGAGCGAGAAUUAUUUUCCUGAUGGAAUUUACGAGCGCGUAAUAGAUGAUGUUACUAGGAUGUCAGCGGAUGGUAUUACUAUUACCACACACGAAGACGUAACUUCUCGGAAAAUGCUUUUGGUAGGAUUUUGGUGCAUUCAGACAAACCCAUCGGACAGGCCUCCAAUUUCAAUGGUUGUGGAGAUGUUAGAAGGGAGUUUUCAAUCCAUACAGAUUCCUCCUAAGCCCGUCUUGUUUACUCCUGCUCUGCCCGUCUUACAAGGUUCCUCGUCAUUUUCGUCGUAUGUUGAGACGACAGAGCAUUCGUCUCAAGCUGCAGUUCAAGCAUAG